AAAUAUAACCAAAUAUUCGGCCAUAAAAUCGGCGAUUAAUCAUACUCGAUUCGAGCCAAGUGCGCUGUGCCAGGCAGCCCACGGGGGACACUUUUUUUAAAGCGCUAGAGACGAGAGAAUACCCUGGAAACUGGAAACCCAAACCUUGGCUUGCGCAAGCAUUAGCCAAGAAAGCCUCUACUGGCGGUACCCACCGCACAAUAGUCGUAUCUACAGCGGAGACGGCUGCGAUGGUGGCCAUAAUCAAUUGACAUGAUUUCCACAUGAAUUGCCAUAACAACAACAGCACUAACCCAUAUUGGGGCACAGUGCCUCGGUUCGUGGUACGAAUGUUGGCCACCCAAAUACGCAAAUGUGGCUCCGGAAUCGACCAAACUCCGGUAACCCGGGGCGACCGCAUCAAAUUUAGGGCCUUCGAGGCAAACUAACCUAAGCCAAGCUGGAAGUCGGAGCGUUGGCCAGAAACCAGAAAUCAGUUCGGCAGCAGCAAGCCAGGAAGUUGGGACACCCGCGGCUCCAGAAAUCCAGCGCCAGAGCAUCCACCAAACUCAAGCUACUCCAGCAAGGACAGAAGGAAGAGAUCAUCUGGAAAGAUGUGCGACUGCGGCUGCUACUCCUACUGUCUGCACGACAGCUCCUGCUACAGCCACUACCACUCGCACUCCCACUCGCACCACUGCUGCGCUGGCUACAAGUAUCUGAAGUGCCUCUGCCGCUACUAUCGCCAUGUGCACUGCACCUGUUCCUGCUGGCGCCGGAAAUGCUAUCUGCUCUAAGGAGCCCCAGCUCCAGUCCCGGAAGGUGCAGGAUUCCUACGGAGGAGGGGAAGGGCGAAGGAGCAGUACUCACCACUCCACAGCGCACUGAAAAUCAAAACUCAAACAACGCAAAUCACCAAAGAAAUCACACGAUAAAGUCCUUUAGGCGGUUGCAUAACACUUGGUUGCAUCCUGACGAGCAGUAGGCAGAGGAUACAAAAGGCGUCGAGGUGCAGAGACGGAGGAGGACCCAGGGGGAUCCAGAGAACGAAAGGAAAACAACUAGCGUGCAUACGGGUCGUAUGAGUAACGUCUUAGUUGUGUGCGUGUCUGAGUGAGCGAUUGUGCCAGUUCGGAGUGUAGGGCUAUGAGUGUGUGCUUGCAAAUAGUUCAAGGAUGUGGCCAACAGCGUUAUCGACUGCGUUUGCAUUUUGCAUUUGCGAAUUCCCAUAGACACCCCCCGACACCCCAACACACCCAUACACACCCCGAACGAAACAACUCUAAUUAGUGCGUAAGUUUUACUUCACACGACACUCGAUAAACACUCGAUACACCUCACCUCACAUCGUUUCCGAUCUAUAUCGUACAUGAAUGUUAGAGCGUAGCCGUCAAGUCGACCCAGUUAAUUCGCCAUAUUUGUAACGUUUCCAAUCCAAAACAAUCCAGAAAUAAAGUUUUCUCCAACACACCACAGGGCACGCUGUU
Drosophila ananassae is the source of this 1466-nucleotide messenger RNA. RefSeq lists its product as uncharacterized. The record is from RefSeq and is a predicted model, not a curated record. Lineage: Eukaryota; Metazoa; Arthropoda; Insecta; Diptera; Drosophilidae. Bases 594 to 776 code for a protein of 60 amino acids. The transcript has a single exon.